Molecule: messenger RNA, 1550 nt
Organism: Melitaea cinxia (Glanville fritillary)
Lineage: Eukaryota; Metazoa; Arthropoda; Insecta; Lepidoptera; Nymphalidae
Gene: Oda
Product: ornithine decarboxylase antizyme
Biological process (GO): positive regulation of protein catabolic process
Cellular component (GO): nucleus; cytoplasm
Molecular function (GO): ornithine decarboxylase inhibitor activity
Source: RefSeq, a predicted model, not a curated record
UAUAUAUAAAUAAAUUCCACAAUCACUCAGCCAUUGUGAAAGUACAUUUCGCUGAUAUCUGCUGCGCAAUUCCGCGAUCAACGGCACGACCGUGUUUUUGUUUCAACGUUUUGCAACGGCUUAACUACGAUUCGACAAGAUGACCAAGUUGAUACAACAAUUAAGUUUUAGUAGUAGUAAUUACUACGACGUUGCUGGCAUUGUUGUAGAACCAGAAGCUGCUAAAGUGAAGACCUAUCAUGGUGACGGCGCGUCCCUGAACGCGGCCGGCAGCAAGCGCACCGCUUUGUCGGCGUCCGACGCCGAGUGUUUCUCGCUCUGCCUGGGCGCCGGGCCUCUGUGGUGGUCCGAUGUCCCUGCUCACGGCUCGGCACCGCCCGGAGGGGUGAGCAGCGGGGCCUCGAGCCCCGCGACACCGUCCACCCCCACACACGACGACAACAACCGUGACUUGUUGAGCGCCCUGCUAUGGGCCAGCGCGAGCUCUCUAAGCAGCAGCGCGGAGAGUCUAUCAGGGGACUCAGUGCAAACCCACCUGGCUUUGCACCUCGAACAGAGGGAAGCGGUCAUAAGCAAGAUCUUGGAGCGUAAAGACAAACAGCCAGUCAAAAUCGAGUUUAAGAUCUUUCUAACGGAGAACACGGUUACACGCUGGGAAGCGGUUUUAAAAGGUGGUACCAUCUACCUCCGUUUACCGGGAGUCUUGCAGUCGGGGAGUAAGGAGAGCUUCAUACUUCUGCUCGACUUUGCCGAGGAGAGGCUUGGCUGUACCAACUGUAUCAUCUGUAUUCUCAAGAAUCGUUCGGACCGAGCCACACUCCUCCGCACGUUUAUGUUCAUGGGUUUUCAACUUUUGCCCCCCACUUCACCUCUGAUGCAGGAGAUAAACAAUCCUGAAUACGUUUUCUUGCACUACAAUAUGCAGUAACUGUCCUUGGUGUUGCCAGAUACCACCUACCAUCCUAGUAAAAAAUAUCAAUGUCGCUAGGUAAAGAAAUUACUUUGUCAAUAAAAUAACACCGUUUUGAUUAGUUUUAGGUAUCGCCAAGGACGGUUUUUUGACAGCUUUUUUCGAUUAAAAAAAAAGUGUAACUUAAGUAUAAUUUUUUCGUAAUUUUCCUAGUAGAAUGUAGAAUUUUAAGCUGUCAUUGAAUAAACAGUAUUCGAAGAGCACUUUCUCGUUUAAUAUCGCAUCGGGCUUGCAUAGUGGUAAGGCGCCAACAAGUCUAGUUUUUUAGGUACCCUAUUUAGUAUAUUCUUAUUAUUAUUAUUAUUAUUAUUAGGUAAUGCUCGAGUUUCUUUUGAUUCCUUCAACUAGGUAGAUUUAUUUCGAGAACAUCUGUCACCGUUAAAGAAGUCAAAGGGAAUUUGAGUUUGUAGUUUUUACGUUCUAUGGUAACAAAUUUAAAUAUUAAAUGAUAAAUUUCUAUUAAAAUUUGUAAGUGUAGAAGUUAUUUUCUUUGUUAAUUGUACUAUCGGAUAUACGUCGUCGUGUUUAUUCAUCCGCUCCGGGGGUAGAGGAAAAUAAACUAAAAUUAAAAAAAAAAAAA